AUGUUGAAUUAUUUCUGCUUCGUAAUUCAAAUGAUCGCUGGAGCUGAAAUAACACUUCUCUCGGGGGGUCUAACUAGAAUUGGGCAGAUUCCCUAUAUCAUGCAAAUGCCGAAUCCCUAUGGUUGUUAAAAAAAGAUAGUUUUUGUCCUGAUAAUCACGACGUUAUAUACUUUGAAAUUGGCAGUCCUGUUACCAAGAGUAAGACUGGUUGGUGGAAGCUGGGAAGGAGAAGGAAGAGUGGAGAUAUCCUUCCUUGGCAAAUUGGGAACUGUUUGUGAUGAUGACUGGGAUAUGGAUGAUGCUCGCGUAGUUUGUCGCCAACUGGGAUUUUCUGAUGCUGUUAGUGCUCCGGGCUCUGCGCACUUUGGUGCUGGAAGCGGUCAGAUUUGGCUGGACAAUGUGGGAUGUUAUGGCAGUGAAAAAUCAAUUGCAGAUUGUAAGCACCGUGGAUGGGGCAAACAAAAUUGCAAUCACAACGAAGAUGCCUCUGUGAUUUGUUCAAGUAAGUAAUCUAAUUUAAGUAAGCAUCCUCAACGUAGCAUUUUCUCGAUUCUUUAAAUAUGUUGUAGUAGUAAAUAUAUAAAGAACUUAAACUAAUUAUUUCACCAGCGUAGAGCUGAUCUGGAAUGCGAUUUGAAUUUGACUCGAGUUACGGGAACGACUAACGGAAUCAUUUUUCAAAUAAUCAAUUCAUUAAUAGAAUCUUCAGAGGUACGCCAGACCUCCCUGAUAGGAAUGAUACUGAAUGUUGUCUGAAGCAUAUAACCAUACUGAAAAACAUUUAACAAAGACGUUAACCAUUCCGCUUCAUUAACUACGGAAAAAUUUGUUAUUGCCGGUUUUCUUUACAAGACGUUAUAAAAGAAAUGAUAAACGUUGCAGCUGUGCGAUCAUAGAGUUUAAUGGAUGCACUUGUGAGGGUUCAAAUGCACUCAAGAAGCUACACCGUAAAAAAAUAAAAUUAAUCAAAUUCUCAUGCUGGCCAAUUGUCUUGGUCCUUUUUAGAAUUAAAACUGGUUGGCGGAAGGUGGAGAGGAGAAGGAAGAGUGGAGAUAUUCUACAAUGGCAACUGGGGAACUGUUUGUGAUCAUGGCUGGGAUAUGAAGGAUGCUAACGUAGUUUGUCGCCAACUGGGAUUUCCUUCUGCUGCUAGUGCUCUGGGCUCUGCGCGCUUUGGUGCCGGAAGCGGUCGGAUUUGGCUGGACGAUGUCUAUUGUACUGGCAGUGAAAGUUCAAUUGCAGAUUGUCUGCACAGAGGAUGGGGCGUAGGAGAUUGCGAUCACAGUGAAGAUGCCUCGGUGAUUUGUGCAGGUAAGCCU
Messenger RNA from Porites lobata, 1319 nucleotides. Lineage: Eukaryota; Metazoa; Cnidaria; Anthozoa; Scleractinia; Poritidae. The record is from the annotation of a GenBank genome assembly.